AUGAUGGAAUGCCAGAAACUACCAGAUGAAUGGGAUUUGACGGAAGAUCCAGAAAUGGAAACAUGUCUUAAAGGAUGGCGACAGUACGUCCAGAACCAUCUCUUUGGCAGCUUCGAGUGUUCGAAAUGUUCGCACACCUGGAAGUCGGCCAAGGUGACUGUCAUCUUCCACAUGCAGCUUCUCAGGACUGCUUUGGGACCGGCCCGGGGGAAAGUGAAGAUGCGGGUGUUCGGACAGAAAUGCCGCCGCUGCAGGAGCGGCAAGUUUGAAGAGCCGAAGUUCAGUGACAAGACGGCCGAGUGCUGCCUGCACAACCUGGUGCAGAAGAUCCUCGAAAAAUGCUAUGAAAGGGGCAGAAAAGCCCACGCCCUGCUGCAGCCCGAGCCCGAGGACGGGAACUGCUGGGGCCCGCACGAUCGGAACGGCUGCGAGGCCUGUGCAUGCGGGCUCUGCUUUGAGCCGUCGAGGCCCGCUUCCCAGGGGCCGUGGGAAGGCAUCUCUCUGCAGUCCUCUCCCUUAGCCUGGCGGCACGAGCUGAAGAGGCGUGCAGGGGAUGCUUCAGCCCCCUGUGUCUGGCUUCUUGUUGUGGCUGCUGCUGUGCUCAUCCUUCUAGCCUCCAGCCUUCAGAAACAGGAGUCAUUAAAGGGAAAGUUGCAGCUGGUCACUGCAACAGGAACAUGGAGGGUGAUUCCAAAGGAUCCUUCUCCUGUUCCAAACCUCUGCGCAUGGGGACUGGUUCUUCUGCUGACUUCUGAGCCAGAGAUCUCCUGCUCUGAUCUCCUUUUGAAGCUUCUUGGUUCUGCAAAGGCCACUUUGCAGUCAAUGUCCUAA
Molecule: messenger RNA, 831 nt
Organism: Varanus komodoensis (Komodo dragon)
Lineage: Eukaryota; Metazoa; Chordata; Lepidosauria; Squamata; Varanidae
Product: receptor-transporting protein 2-like
Exons: 3
Coding region: 1-831 (276 amino acids)
Biological process (GO): protein targeting to membrane; protein insertion into membrane
Molecular function (GO): olfactory receptor binding
Source: RefSeq, a predicted model, not a curated record